This is a messenger RNA of Psylliodes chrysocephalus, 1485 nucleotides long. The record is from the annotation of a GenBank genome assembly. NCBI's taxonomy places the organism in Eukaryota, Metazoa, Arthropoda, Insecta, Coleoptera, Chrysomelidae.
AUGGUAAUCAAAAGGGAAUUAGAGUUGUUUGAAAAUCAGAUAACCUCUUUUAAAGCAAAUUUUUUUGGAAUCCGCCACAUUCAAUAUGUGAUGAUGUUCAUAUGCGUAAACAUCUCGUACGGAACGAGAUCCAUCCUCAGUAUUACGAUAUUUCCGAUGACUGAAGAUGAUUCUACUAAUAAACAAAUACCUAAUUAUCCAGAAUGGGCUCCCCACAAGAACAUGAUCCUAUCGUCGUUCUUCUGGGGCUACAUCUGCUUCCAAGUGGUCGCCGGACAAUUUAUCAAGAAAUGGGGCCCGAAAUGGUUCUUCGGUGGUGCCAUUUUUAUUGCGUCUUUAUUCUGCGCAUUGGUACCGCUAAUAGGCGCUCAAUUAGGAUAUCAAGGAGUGAUAGCAUGUAGAAUUAUUACAGGAUUAAUGCAGGGGUUUAUGUUUCCUUGCGUACAUUGUCUGUUGAGUUUUUGGACGGCCUUCCAGGAUAGAGCUAAGAUCGGAAGUUUCGUUUAUGCUGCUGGACCUCUGGGUAACGUAAUUUCUCUUCCAUUGUCUGGGUUAAUAUCCAAUUCCAAAUAUGGCUGGCCAGCAGUUUUUUAUCUGUACGGAGUAUUAGGAAUGGCUUGGUCAGUUCUAUAUUUCAUAGUCGGUUCUGAUAGUCCAGCCAAACACAAAACAAUAUCAAUGUCGGAACGACAGUACAUUGAACAGCAGCACGUCGUAGCAGACGAAAUUACAGAGUCUGCCCCUACACCUUGGAAGCAUAUUUUCUUAUCAGCGCCAUUUUGGGCUAUUCUCGUGUCACAUUGUGGGCAAAAUCUAGGAUUCUGGACUCUUCUCACCGAAAUUCCAUCUUAUUUGAACGAAAUUCUGCUCUUUGAUCUAAAAUCCAAUAGUUCAUUGUCGUCUCUUCCUUAUUUAGUCAAUUGGAUAUUAAGCUUGAUGAUGGGUCCCAUGGCAGACUUUUUAAUUACCAAAAAUUAUGUUACUACUGGUACUAGCAGAAAGAUAUUUAAUAGUAUAGGAAUGUUCAUACCAGCCAUCUCGCUGAUAUGUCUCACAUUCAUCGACUCCAAGAACCCAGUGGCUGCCAUAUUUUUGUUGACAAUGGCAGUGGGAUUCAAUUCAGCCGUAUAUUCUGGAUUCAAUGUCAACCACAUCGAUUUAUCACCGGUACAUGCCGGCACUUUGAUGGCUCUGACGAACAGCGUAUCGAAUAUAUUUUCUUUAUUUUCGCCCCUGAUUGUUGACAUGGUGAUCAGUGUUACUGGAUAUAAAGAGACUCAAAAACAGUUGUGGACCUUUGUUUUCUGCAUAGCCGCCGGCGUGUAUAUAACCACCGGCAUUGUUUACAAUUUAUUUGGUUCCGGGGAAGUACAGAGCUGGAAUAAUCUCGAAGAACCUCAAAACAACAAAACGGACGAACCAAAAAAACAAGAAUCGACUUAUAGAACUUUCGAAGAUAUCAAAAUGGAUAAAAUGAAGACGUGA